This is a messenger RNA of Colletotrichum acutatum, 1707 nucleotides long. RefSeq names its product heterokaryon incompatibility protein-domain-containing protein. The record is from RefSeq and is a predicted model, not a curated record. NCBI's taxonomy places the organism in Eukaryota, Fungi, Ascomycota, Sordariomycetes, Glomerellales, Glomerellaceae. The transcript is spliced from 2 exons. The coding region runs from base 1 to 1707 and encodes 568 amino acids.
AUGCCUCCUGUAACGCAAGAUGGUCAAGUGUUCAUGCGAGAAGCGUCGAACGCCUUCAUAUCUCGUGAAACCUUCGUUCUUGUCACACAAAUUGCUAUGUACAUGUAUUAUUCGCCUUUGCGGAGCCUGGACUCGAUUCGUAUCGUCGUCCUUAACGCAGCUGCGGAUGCCCAGUCUCCCCUCCAAUGUUCCUUAGUUCAAUACGAUAAAGCGGAGCAGAUGAAGAACUUCGGCACGAAAAAGGACUUUGAGGCCAUCUCAUACACUUGGGGAGAGGCGCCACCGUCCUGCCAGUUGCUGAUUGAUGGGUCAUUUUCGUUCGACAUCAGCCCAACAGUCGAUUCACUCUUGAGAGCUCUGCGACAGCCCCAUACAACCAGAUCUCUUUGGAUUGAUGCCAUUUGCCUCAAUCAGCAAGAUACCGGCGAGAAAGCGCAACAACUUACUCGCAUGGGCCGGAUCUACAAAAGAGCGAAAGAAGUCCACAUAUGGCUCGGUGACCCAGACGACAAGACAGCAGCAAUCUUCUCUGCCAUUCGCAUGAUGCAGACGAUCCCAGACAUAAAACAAGUGAAAAGAAUGGCUGAAGCAACAUUGAAAAUCACUAAGAGCCAACUUGGGGCUGAUCACAUCCUUCACCUCAAGCGCUUCCUCUCCCGGCCUUGCUUCUCACGCCGUUGGAUCAUCCAGGAGGCGUGCUUAGCGAAAGAGGCCAAAGUCCACUGCGGAACAUCCUCUCUCGGUUUGCCUUGGUUUGUCGCUGUUGCUCGGCGUCUGGAGUGUAUCGAACAGCUAUACGGGUUCCAGUACCACUACCAGAUUCUAAUGAUGAAGAGUUUGAGCGAAGAGCGGAAGCCGAUCCUCCAGCUACUCUGGAAUUUUCACGCUGCCAAGUGUAGGGAGCCAGAGGAUCGGAUUGCUGCUUUAUUCGGUUUAAUACCGGAUCAUGAGCAAAUCAUGGACCAGCAAAGUUACCUUGAUCUUCGACAACACUGGUCAGUUCUGUACCGAAGGCUCGCACUGGCGAUGUUCCAGCGUGGUCAGAAGACUGCUUUACAGAUGCUCCUUCACUUGGCCGAGUUCGGACCGCUUGAUGAAUUUGACGAUUAUUACCCGUCAUGGGUUCCGAACUGGACCAAAGAACGGCGUAGAAAUCUACCAUUCUACAAUAUGAGCAGCAAUGUCGAUGCCUUUGACUAUCCCGAGAAGCCUGGGUUUCCAGAAGUUGCUGUUGUUAUGGACUUGGAUCACGCCUCCACAUUCGCCAUGCCACAUGUCAACCCUAUUGGAGACGAGUGGGUUGUGCAAGAGAUCACCGUGGGAACACCAAACUGGACGGAUGAUCGUACCACGCGGUUUUUGUUCAAGCAGGAUCGAAUAUUCAUCCGCUGGUACGAUUCCUCGGGUGGCCGCGGAGGCCGUACUGUCGACAACUUCAUGUUCGCGGAUGCACCUAAUGAGUACCCCGAGUCCUUCUCUCCGUUGCAUGAACUCGCCAUUCUCUGGCGCAAGUUCUUCCCGCCUAACUUCUCAUACGCGGAAGGCGACUCGGAGAAGAUUGAGACCAUUGCGAUGCUAUUCGGGACGAUAUUGCGCUUUCGCAACCCCGCCAAGACACCGCCUGAGCAGAAAUCAUCCAAAAUACCCUCAAAUAUCUGGGCAAGCUACAGCGACAUCAACUCACCUCCGACCAGGCAAAGCUCAUAG